Molecule: messenger RNA, 552 nt
Organism: Monopterus albus (swamp eel)
Lineage: Eukaryota; Metazoa; Chordata; Actinopteri; Synbranchiformes; Synbranchidae
Gene: cox17
Product: cytochrome c oxidase copper chaperone COX17
Exons: 4
Coding region: 112-315 (67 amino acids)
Biological process (GO): mitochondrial respiratory chain complex IV assembly
Cellular component (GO): mitochondrial intermembrane space
Molecular function (GO): copper chaperone activity; copper ion binding
Source: RefSeq, a predicted model, not a curated record
CUUUAAUCGCGUGAGUUUGUAAAAAAAACGAAAACACGUGAGGUUGCUGGUCUCUUGGUGGUUUAACUUUGAAGGAGAAGCUGCGCUAGCAUUCUUCCAUAUAACGAGAAGAUGUCAACCGUGUCUGCUGUCAGCUUGGAGUCCGGUGCUGUGACCGAAAGCACCGAGCAGAAGAAGCCACUGAAACCAUGCUGUGCUUGUCCAGAAACAAAGAAAGUCAGGGAUGCUUGUAUCAUUGAAAAGGGAGAGGAAAAUUGCACAGACCUAAUCGAGGCACAUAAAGAGUGCAUGAGGGCUCUUGGAUUCAAGAUUUAGCUACUCAUUUUCAUUUUUUGUGUGCAUGUGUGUAUUGCUAUGACUGGAAGACAACCCUGGAUGUUCCUUUCUCUUCUUCUUCCUGGCUUCUCUUAUUUAUACCUUGACAGGAAGAGAAGUGAGAUGCACUUAGUCUGAAGGGUUGAUGUCUUUCUGUGUGAAACCUUUGUAAUUGUCUGCAGAAUUUGAAAAAUGUAUGAAUGUAAAUGGAAUAAAAGUCCUAUGCAAUAAAUCAUA